AUGAGCAGCUUUUUUGGGGGCGGCUUCGGCUUCGGCGCCGCGGCGAGAAACAACCCCUACACUCUACAAGCUUAUCCACGAUUGAUUGAGCCUACAACUCCGGACUUUGCACGAUGUGUCCCCGAAUUCGGACGGGAAUUGGCCAAGCGAGACUGCAAAGAGGCAGUGAAGAAUAUGCCGUGGGCUCGACAAAGCGCCGAGGUCGAAUGGGCAGUGAAUUUUCAUGCACAGGAGUAUCAUCUGCCAAUGUCAAUUGGCUGGACGGUUCCUAAGGGCGAAGCUGGUGCAGGAACACCUGGCAAUUGUGUCAUUUCCAUCGAGGUCGCGGGUCCAAAGGCUUUCUAUGAUCCAGCAACAACGAACACACCCUUUACCAUCAGGGCUUCUCCUUUCCAGCUUCGGGGCUUAGCUGCUUAUGUUGUCAAUGACUGUGUCCAAAGGGGAGGGUAUCUUGGCGGUUUUGCUACGAACAAGAUAUCGAAUCUGGCCAAUUAUCUUCAAGAUCCCAGUACUGACUUGAGUCUCCCAUAUCCAAUAUCUGCUCACUUCCUGACUGUCUCGGUGAAAGCACGGACCUUUGGAGACCCACAACCAGGCAAUACACAUCCUUCAAUUGCUGUGUUGAUUGCAGAGUACCUAAGUGGCGUCAUGAAGGGCGCCAGCAACGAGGUCAGAGCGAUACUUGGCGCAAGUGUCCACCGUAUGGUAGUCGUGAGUCAGAAGAUGAGACCCGGCGGUACCACGCCAUGGUGGCAGCAGGUUCCAGAUUCUGCUGACGAAAUGACCUAUGAAUGUGACGCAAAGCUGGGUGCGCCCGCAGCGGUAGAUUGCGCAAACGUUGAGUACGGGGAACUGGGCGCGGACGACGAUACUAUCUCGGUAGGAGCAGGGGUAGUGAAAUUCCUCUCAUCGGGUACAUGUCAAGUCGCUAUCACGGCAGCAACCACCAUAACACUCAAUUGGCGCCAAAUACGCACAGCACUGGAUACCCUCUUCAACAUCUGCGUCAACCCUCCCUAUUACGCAGGCACCGGAGGCAAGGCUUACUUCGGGCCUCAGCCUGUGGUCAGCCGUCGAUCUCGCUGGGGGAAGCGACAGGAUAAUGAUGAUCUCAGUGGGUUGAAUGCUCUACCACCGGGAGGUAAUAUCACCGUAUCAUCGGUGCCUCAGCGGCCGCCAGAACGAAUGCUCGGUGUGAAUAACACUUUAGCCGAGAAUUAUACUAUGCUUGUAAAUGCUACGUAUGCUAUCCCAGCUCUUUAG
Letharia lupina is the source of this 1263-nucleotide messenger RNA. RefSeq lists its product as uncharacterized. The coding region runs from base 1 to 1263 and encodes 420 amino acids. The transcript has 5 exons. Lineage: Eukaryota; Fungi; Ascomycota; Lecanoromycetes; Lecanorales; Parmeliaceae. The record is from RefSeq and is a predicted model, not a curated record.